This is a messenger RNA of Exophiala dermatitidis NIH/UT8656, 1083 nucleotides long. RefSeq lists its product as uncharacterized. The record is from RefSeq and is a predicted model, not a curated record. The transcript has a single exon. Gene Ontology annotation, molecular function: ubiquitin protein ligase activity. Lineage: Eukaryota; Fungi; Ascomycota; Eurotiomycetes; Chaetothyriales; Herpotrichiellaceae. Gene Ontology annotation, biological process: protein polyubiquitination; protein monoubiquitination. The coding region runs from base 1 to 1083 and encodes 360 amino acids.
AUGGCACAACAGACGCUCGAGAAUGAGAUAGUAUCGAAUAUUCCGCAGCCUGCGGGCUCGAAAAGCGCAUUUCUCGUCGAGACACAGCUUUCAUGCGACAUUCCAACCAGUGUCCUCCCAGACACCGCAUUGCCUUCGCCGGACAACUGCGUGAUCUGCCUCGACCACAUUACCGAGCGAGCAGUUGCCCUUCCCUGCCGCCACGAACAGUUCGAUUUCCCCUGUCUUGGGACAUGGCUACAAAGACAGCAGGUAUGCCCAUUGUGCAAGGGCGAGGUAAAGGCGGUCGAGUUCAACGUGGGCAACAAGAAUGAAGGAGAAGGGACCAAGAUCUUUUACCUCCCGCCACCUGAACCGACAGGACCUGGUCGGCCGGCAUUCGUAUCAGCGCGGGCUCAACAGCGCAGAUCGAGGCCACAUGGGCCAUAUUCAAGAGAAAGAGGAGGACGUCGUCAACCGCUAGAUCACACCAAUCGCAGAGAAGACUCCAGAGACGACGCACUGGAGUUUCGCCGACAAGUUUAUCGCCACAAACUAUAUUCUUUACGCGUCGGCUCCAACCGUAUCUCACGCUACCGCAACAUUACACCGGAAUCGUUUGCAAAGGACGAGCGUCUUAUAUCUCGAGCUAGAAUGUGGAUCAGGCGGGAGUUACAGGUGUUUGAUUUCCUCAACUCAACCUCUCCGGCCACCAGCUCCCGGUCGGUGGAUCGCAGGUCCAGCAAUGCCGACUUUCUACUCGAGUACAUUAUCUCAAUAUUGAAAUCUAUCGAUUUGAAAGGCAGUACGGGGCAGGCGGAGGAGCUUCUGAAAGAUUUCCUUGGCCGCGAGAAUGCGAAGCUGUUCUUGCAUGAACUGGAGGCCUGGUUGCGCAGUCCUUACGAGUAUUUGAAAGAUUGGGAUCGAGCUGUCCAGUAUGCGGUACCAUCAGAAGCCCUAAGUCAUGAUUCACUCCGAAAUCGUGGUGAUGUCUGUCGCGGCGAGAAUCAUUCUCGCUCUCAGAACGACAGGACGUCGGUACCCGGGUGGUUCUCGAAUGAUUUUGUUUUGCGACAUGACAAUGACCGAAUGCCAUCGAGGUGA